Vicia villosa (hairy vetch) is the source of this 516-nucleotide messenger RNA. RefSeq lists its product as uncharacterized. The record is from RefSeq and is a predicted model, not a curated record. Lineage: Eukaryota; Viridiplantae; Streptophyta; Magnoliopsida; Fabales; Fabaceae. The coding region runs from base 1 to 354 and encodes 117 amino acids. The transcript is spliced from 3 exons.
AUGACAAUGAAUAAGAAAGAAAUAGUAGUAAGAGAAAACGUCAUACCGGAUGUUGACCCUCCAGUCGGGGAGGAGGAGGAGCAGGAGGAGCAGGAGGUGGAUAGCUUUCCGGGAGGGCCUUUUGACACUUCCCUGCUGAUUCACUACCAGGAUCACGUCGCUCGGCGGAUCUGGGAGGGAGAGGAGAGAGAGCCAUUGAAAAUGGUGAACCACUCCAGGAAGAUUUUCGGUCUGUUUAAACCAGCAGCUCAGUGGUUUAACGACCAUGUGCGAGGUUCAGGGCUUUGCGGGCUCUGCAUGACCGGGUACACCACCAUCAGCACCGGCAUGCAGGGGGCAUUUGUGGAGCGCUGACACAAGGAGACGUCUUCUUUCCACUUGCCGGUGGGGGAGUUGACGAUCACCUUGCAUGACGUCCAGUGUCUUCUCCACCUGCCUAUUAGGGGGCCGCUGUUGGACCACUCCAGGAUCCAGAGGGUCGAGGCCAUUGAGUGGAUGAUGCACUAUUUGGGCCUG